Kickxella alabastrina is the source of this 838-nucleotide messenger RNA. RefSeq lists its product as uncharacterized. The transcript is spliced from 3 exons. The record is from RefSeq and is a predicted model, not a curated record. NCBI's taxonomy places the organism in Eukaryota, Fungi, Kickxellomycota, Kickxellomycetes, Kickxellales, Kickxellaceae. Gene Ontology annotation, molecular function: acyltransferase activity, transferring groups other than amino-acyl groups. Bases 78 to 539 code for a protein of 153 amino acids.
GUACCUUUAUCCUGUUUGGAUUUGUCUUUUUCAAUUCCUUCAAAUUCGAAUUUCUUUUCUAUUUGUGCACUUUGCUAAUGGAUUGUGAUUUAAAAUUUAGAAAUCUCCACAGCGAAGAUGAGGUGCAUGUUGCACACCCACUUGAAGUUGCUGGGUACUCUGAAGAGGAGGCCGCCAGCCUGGAAGGCAUGCUCUACCGAUUCAAGCAUGCGCCUCAUCUUUUCAUGGGGGCAUUUGAUUCCACGGGCGAAUUGUCCAUGUCUACGCAUGAUUCCAAAGGGACAACUGUAUGUGUGCACUCAGUGUGCGUUGCACCCCAGCAGAGAAGACAGGGUAUUGCUUCCAGACUUUUGGGUGCUUACACCGAAUCAAUCAAGCAGUACAAUGCGCGUGAAGGGGAAAAAGUGAUAGAAAGACUGGCAAUGCUUUCACGCGAGGAUCUAGUUCCAAUGUAUAGGCGUGCUGGAUACACAUGCCUUGGACAGUCUGGCAUAGUACAUGGCACCGAGAAGUGGUAUGAUUGUGUACUUUGCCUGUAAGUAUGGCAUGCCUUUGCCCAUCUGCACAACUUUUGAAUUCAAGCCUUUCGAGUCGCAUUGUACGUGGUCUUGGCUUAAUUCCGUAAAAAGAGAAAUAUGAAAAUACGAAUCAAAUAAAUGGGUACAAUAUAUCCAACCAACUAAACGAUAAAGUAAUGAAAUAUGAAAGUUUUAUGAACGGGAUAUAAAUAAUAUAAUACUAUGUAUUUAAUAAUGUCUAUAUUAUGAGUGUUAUGUAUUGGAGAGGUAAGAGAGAACAGCUAGGUGAAGUGUGUCACUGCGUGGCUAACAGGAUAGGC